Pygocentrus nattereri (red-bellied piranha) is the source of this 4824-nucleotide messenger RNA. RefSeq names its product intraflagellar transport 140 homolog (Chlamydomonas) (gene ift140). Gene Ontology annotation, biological process: intraciliary retrograde transport. Gene Ontology annotation, cellular component: axoneme; intraciliary transport particle A; ciliary basal body. The record is from RefSeq and is a predicted model, not a curated record. The coding region runs from base 144 to 4553 and encodes 1469 amino acids. NCBI's taxonomy places the organism in Eukaryota, Metazoa, Chordata, Actinopteri, Characiformes, Serrasalmidae. Gene Ontology annotation, molecular function: protein binding. The transcript has 30 exons.
CCUCGGUUGUCUCGGUAACCGGGACUCGACGCCAGUCGACCAACAGCAGCAGCGAAAACACGGAGGAUCCGAUUCUUAUGAGACUGAAUCACAAACCACGGGCCGCUGUAUCUCCCCUCGCCUGCGGAUAAACAGCUGAAGGUAUGGCUGUGUAUUUUGAUCACCGUGUUGAGGCACCAGACAGCAGUGGGACAGCGGUUCUCCUGGCCUGGCACUCCUCCCAGCCUCUGCUGGCGGUCGGCUCCGUCAGCCCUGCCUCCGGAGGGAGUGUAGACAUCUACCUGCAGCAUGGAGAGCAUGUGGAGUUGUGUCAUGUAGAACGUGGCUUCAGUCCAGCGCUGCUGCGAUGGCACCCCACCAAACCCCUGCUGGCGGUGGGCUGGGAAACGGGAGAGACCCUCCUCCUCACACAUCCACAUGGAGAACACACACCUCUGCCCCCAAACACACACACCGCCUGCAUCACUCUGCUGGAGUGGAGCUUCACCGGAGCCAGACUGGUCACUGGAGAUCAGGCAGGGGUUCUGGCCAUGUGGAAGGUGGACGCUCGAGGAAGACUGCACGGGAAUCACCUGACAAAACAGCAAUACAACAAACCCUUAACCAACUGCAUCUUCAGGCCUACGCCUCCCGCAGAGGAUGUGUCAAAGCUGGCGAAGGCGGCCGUCAGUGGUGAUGAAGAUGCCCUGGAUAAGUUUAACUGGAGGAAAGCCAGUAAAGGGGGCGGAGUUUGGUCUCCCGGCUCACAGGAAGGACUCACCAUCUACGCCAGCACAGCUGACGGCUGUGUGUUCAGUGUGGACGACCGGGGCCGCAGUGUGCCACUGCUGACUGUAGAGGGCAGAGUGCAGAAGCUGUUUUAUUCGGAGCGCAGAGCCAUGCUUGCUGUGGUUACCGACUCCCUGCUGCUCUCACAGUUCAGCCUCGGACCAGAGGGGGGUGCUCAAGAGCUCAGUAAGGUUAAGCUGAGUGGACGAGGUGGACAGAACGCGGACAUCGUGUGGACAGAGAGCGGUUUGCUCAUCACGGCGUCUGGAGAGCAGCUCAUCAGGUUGUGGGAUCUCGAGAGAGAUGAUAAUUAUGUUCUGUCUCUGGAUGAAAAUCUGGGCUUUGAGAAAGGAGAGCUGCUUAACUGUGUGUCCUACUGUCCUGCCAAAGAGGUUCUUGCAGCUGGAACAAAUAGGGGGCGUGUUGCUCUGUGGCAGAUGGUGACCGUGACCAAUCAGAAAGGAGACAUAAAAACUCAGUGGAGGUUACAGACGCCCACAGAGCUGGAGGGAAACAUCUCACAGCUGCAGUGGGGGUCCAGUCUUCACUUGCUGGCCGUAUGCAGCACCAGUUCUGUGUUGAUUCUGUCAGAGCAUGUGAUGUGUUCACAUUACAGCCAGCAGGUGGCAGCAGUGCAGCUCACACCAACCCAGCUCAGCCUGACUUACUUCAGCACGGAUACACACCUCACACUGCGCACGGACACACACAUCAGAGCCGUGCAGGUCGCCAAGGACACAGUGACCGUCUGGGAUGGAAGAUGUGUAACAGUGUAUGAGGUCUCUGGCCAAGCUCUGCGCAGCACAGGGUCUUUCCAGUGUGAUUCUGUUGCUCUCGCUGUUCACGAAGAGAAUAUUUACACUGUAGAGCCCAACCGGGUGCAGGUCCGCACACCACAGGGCACUGUAAAGCAGCUGCUGGUGUUUUCUGAGGCCGAGGGAAACCCCAUCCUGCUGAAUGUGUGCAGGUCAUAUUUGGCAGUGGGGACGGACGCUGCUCAUGUCCGAGUGUUCGACCUCACACGCAGGGAGGCGAAGCCACUAUGUAAUGCAAAAAACAUGGCUGAACUCAUUCCUGACCUCGGAGCGCUGAGAUCAGUCAAGUGCAGUGCCAAUGGGAACCAAGUCAGCAUCCUCAUCACACAGAUAAACGGACGUCCAGACCACAGGGUGUAUUUCUAUGACGUUGAGAUGGACACGCUCUCUCACUUCGACUUCUUCACUGGAAGACCUCUCAGUGGCCUCUCUCAGUCAGACGACGGUCAGAGGUCUCGGGAUAAUGAGCCGGAGCUGGCCAGUCGUUAUCCGGUCUCUCAGUUCUGGGAUGACAGUGAGCCGCGCCUGUUUGUGUGUGAAACGGUUCAUGUUAACUCUGAAUUCCACCACGCCAGCCAGUCCCACGCCACGGACAAGGUGGAUGUGUUGGUGGUUACGUUUUUCGUGACUCAGGAACACGGCCUCCUCCUGCAGGACACACAGCCCAAACCCCCUGCACUGCAGGGGCUGCUGGGACUGGACACGCCUUAUUACUACUACACCUGCAAGCUCUUGUUUCGGAGAGGUGGAGUCUUUCUUGCAGAUCCCGGAGAGCAGAACAUGGACAGUGAUAAUGCUCCACCUGCUGCUCCCCCCUCCCCCCACAUGGUGGUACGCCGAGCUCUGCGGGAUUUUGUUGGUUUGGAGAGCUGUGACAAGCAAACCAGAGACGCAAUGCUUAACUUCAGCUUCUACCUGACGAUUGGGGACAUGGACGAGGCCUUCAGAGCCAUCAAACUCAUAAAGAGCGAGGCGGUGUGGGAGAACAUGGCUCGGAUGUGUGUGAAGAGUCGGCGGCUGGACGUGGCGCGUGUUUGUCUGGGGAAUAUGGGUAGUGCCCGGGCUGCUCGUGCUCUCAGAGAGGCAGAGAAGGAACCAGAGCUGGAAGCCCGCAUCGCUGUGCUCGCUACACAGCUCGGAAUGCUGGAUGAAGCUGAGCGUUUGUACCAGUCCUGUGGUAGAUUUGACCUGCUGAAUAAGUUUUAUCAGGCGGCCGGUCAGUGGCAGCAGGCCGUUGAAACCGCAGAGACUCAUGACCGCAUCCAUCUGCGUACCACCUACUACAACUACGCUCAACACCUGGAGGCCUUGGGGGACAAGAGCCUCGCGCUCACUUAUUACGAGCGUUCUGAUACACACCGUUUUGAGGUCCCCCGAAUGCUGAUGGAGGACAAUCUCUCUCUCGAAAUCUACAUCAACAAGAUGAAAGACAAGAGUCUGUAUAAGUGGUGGGGUCAUUAUCUGGAGAGCCAAUCAGAGAUGGAGUCUGCACUACGUUACUAUGACCACGCGCAGGACUACCUGUCUCAAGUGCGCGUGCUCUGUUACGUGGGAAACAUCCAAAAGGCGAGUGAGAUAGCCAAUGAGACGGGCAACAGAGCCGCGUCCUAUCACGUGGCUCGGCAGUACGAGGGUCAGGAGAAGAUCAGCCAGGCGGUGCACUUCUACACACGGGCUCAGGCCUAUAACAACGCCAUCCGGCUGUGCAAAGAGAACAACAUGGACGAACAGCUGAUGAACCUGGCACUGCUUAGCAACCCUGAGGACAUGAUGGACACAGCCUGCUACUACGAGGAGAAAGGAGCGCACAUGGACCGAGCAGUCAUGCUGUACCACAAGGCAGGCCAUGUGUCGAAGGCUCUGGAACUGGCCUUUGCUACAGAGCAGUUCGGUGCGCUGCAGCUGAUAGCAGAGGACCUGAAUGAGAACAGUGACCCUGCUUUACUGGCACGCUGCUCUGAUUUCUUCAUCAAACACUCGCAGUACCAGAAAGCUGUGGAACUGCUGGUGGCUGCCAAGAAAUAUCACGACGCAUUGCAGUUGUGUUUGGACCAGAAUCUGACCAUCACAGAGGAUCUCGCUGAGAGCAUGACCGUGUCCCGAGGCUCCGCCCACCUGACAGAGGUGGAGCGUAAAGAACUGCUGGAGCAAAUUGCAGACUGCUGCAUGCGCCAGGGCAACUAUCACCUAGCAACCAAGAAAUACACACAAGCUGGUAAAAAGGCCCACGCGAUGCGGGCGCUGCUGAAAUCAGGUGAUACGGAGAAGAUCGUAUUUUUCGCUGGAGUUUCCCGGCAACGGGACAUUUAUGUCAUGGCUGCUAAUUACCUGCAGUCUCUGGACUGGAGGAAAGAUCCGGAAAUAAUGAAGAACAUUAUCAGCUUCUACACCAAAGGACGAGCUCUGGACCUGCUAGCUGGGUUCUAUGAAGCCUGUGCGCAGGUGGAGAUAGACGACUAUCAGAACUACGAGAAAGCGUUUGGUGCUCUCUCUGAGGCGUGCAAGUGUCUGAACAAAGCCAAGAGCCGCAGCGGAGACGAGACGGACCAGCGGCUCGCGGAGCUCACACAGAGACUCGCUCUCAUCAAGAGAUUCAUACAGGCCCGCAGACUGUAUGAGGAGGAUCCAGCAGCAGCGGUGUUGGAGUGCGAGUCUCUGUUGGAGGAGGAUGACCUGGACCCUGCAGUGAGAGUCGGUGAUGUGUUCGGGUUCCUUGUUGAGCACCAAUGCCAACACGGAAACUACCAGAAGGCGUGGGCCAGUCUGGAGGAGCUGAGGCGUUUGUACCCAUCAGUGAACGUGGGUUUAUACGUCAGUCAGCAGAGUCUGGAGGCAUUGCAGAACGCCGCCGGGAUCCGCCUCCGCCACGGAGACGCCACACACACUCGCAGAGACACAGACAACACACUCGCACACAACGGGGAGGACGAGGAGGAAGAGGUGGAGGAGGACGAGAACCUUGACGACUGAGAGGGAGCGUUACGAUCACACGAACACAAAGUUCAGGGGAACGUUCAGGUACCACUUUGGUUCACUGUUGCCUUAAGCAGACUGGCUGGUGUGUAUGCCUUCAGGAAUCACACACACUGCGAGGUCAGCUGUCCGUGUGUGUGACUGGAUUGUCUGUUAUUUUUUUCAAAGAUGUUUUCUACAUUUUCCAAAUGAAUGUAAUGGAUAUGUAAUGUUUUAUAUAAUAGCCUGUAUAGAAAUCUCAUUUUAAUAAAUCAUUUUCUAUUUGUAA